Aspergillus nomiae NRRL 13137 is the source of this 2490-nucleotide messenger RNA. Its product is annotated as SDR family oxidoreductase. Gene Ontology annotation, molecular function: acylglycerone-phosphate reductase (NADP+) activity; triacylglycerol lipase activity. The record is from RefSeq and is a predicted model, not a curated record. Bases 1 to 2490 code for a protein of 829 amino acids. Gene Ontology annotation, cellular component: lipid droplet; endoplasmic reticulum. The transcript has 5 exons. Gene Ontology annotation, biological process: triglyceride catabolic process; phosphatidic acid biosynthetic process. NCBI's taxonomy places the organism in Eukaryota, Fungi, Ascomycota, Eurotiomycetes, Eurotiales, Aspergillaceae.
AUGUCUAAAACAGUUUUGAUCACCGGCUGCAGCCAUGGCGGGCUCGGGGAGGCCAUGGCGAAAGUCUACCACGCCAAAGGCUUCCAAGUCUUUGCAACGGUCCGCAACAUGGCCAAAGCCGGAUCGCUGGCGGAUUACGAUGGGGUUGAGAUCCUCGAGCUGGAUGUGACAUCGGCCGAGUCGAUUCGGCACUGUGCACAGACUGUUGCGAAACACACGGGCGGGCGACUCGAUGUCCUGGUCAACAACGCCGGCGUGAACGCCAUCGUGCCGCUUCUCGACGCCUCCCUCGACGAGGCGAAGAAGGUCUACGAUACAAAUGUGUGGAGUGUUGUUGCCAUGGUGCAGGCGCUCGCCCCGAUGCUCAUGCAGGCCAAAGGCGUCGUGUGCAAUAUCAGCUCGGUGUCGGGCGAAAUGGUGUUUGCAUGGGCGGGUGUAUAUAGUAGCUCUAGAAGCGCUGGCACGCGCAUUUCCGAGACCCUGCGUCUGGAGAUGGCGCCUCUAGGCGUGCGCGUCGUCACCGUCAUCCUCGGCGGUGUCCAGACCAGUGGGAACGACCCGAACAAUAUCGCAGACCUGGAGCUGCCCCCCGGUUCGCAGUACCGGAAGAUCGCAUCGGUCAUUGAUCGUCAUAAGAAGACGAUGGUGCAUCCAAACAAGCAGAAGAUCGACAUCGCAGCAAAGAACGUGGUGGACGAUGUCCUCAACGGUCAUGGAAUCUUCAUUCGACGCGGCCAGGCUUCGACUCUUAGUUGGCUAUGCAACACCUUUCUUCCCUACCGGCUUUUUACUUGGAUGAUUAAUCGGGAAUGUCUCCGUCUUAAGAGAAAGUGUCAACCAUCAGAGUCGGCUCGCAGGCGUCAUGUUCCCAUGGCCGAAGAGUCCGAUGCGCGGAUCGCUCGACUAGAGGACAAAAUGGAGAGUUUACUGGCUGCCAUGCAAACCUUCACCAGUUCCUUUGGCCCACUGGCUGAGGCUAUUCAGCCCCUAUCUACGUCGAAUGCUGCUUUAGAAAACAUUCCGAGGACAGAUUUCAGUGCGAGACCAGCCCUGUCAAGUGCCACUGUAUCAACGCACCCAAAUCCAUCACUUCAGUCCCGUUCUUAUGCAGCAUCUCCCACUGCUUCACCGCCGAAUCAAGCAGAUGAACAGCUGGAAUAUUUUCGAACCCGAAUGCUGCCAUAUUUUCCGUUCAUCGGCCUUACUGAGACGACGACCCACGAUUUGCGCCAAAACAGGCCUUUUUUGUUACGAGCCAUCCACACCGUCACAACCCUCUCGACCCAGGAGAGGUUAAUUCAAGUUGAGGAGUUGAAGCGCCUCCUAUUCACAUCUGCAUUGCUUGAGGUCAAGUCCAGCAUGGAUAUGCUGCUUGGCUUACUGACGUAUAUUGCUUGGAGCACUGAUCCCUUUCUCGGCAGAGCGGAUCUAGUUUCUCGCCUCAUGAUGCUCGCGAUAUCAUUAGUAUACGAUCUGCGGUUGUUCAAACCGUCUUCACCGGACGUGCAAGUCAUGAUGGCUAUCUCCCAGGGAGAAGCCGAGGAGCCGAGCCAACACCUGAACGCUGAAACGCUGAGUAGUUUACUCGAAAAGCAGCGGGCAGUACUGGCAUGUUUCAUAUUGAGUUCCAAUCUUUCGUCUCACCUUGGCCGCCAAGAUGCCUUAAAUUGGACGCCCAGAAUGGAAGAGGCACUGCACAUUCUCACACUCAAUGGACCCUGCCCUACGGACAAGUUGUUCGUCUCGCAAGUACGCCUGCAAUUGUUGAAGCAAAAGGCGGAGAAUGUCCGGCAACUGGAGGAGACAGAAUGCGCCCACACAGGGACUGCUCCUGCUACGAUCUCACUUCCGCAAUUAUUGUAUCUCAAGACGCUACGCAGGCAGCUGCAAGAGCUCAGGUCUUCAUUCCCGAGUGAUCUUUCUCAAACAGCUUUUUCCAUGACACAGCCUCUAAAUAUCAGCGGACGACUGGGAUUCGAACGCCUGGAGUGCCUAUGGCAGUCGGUUGAAAACAUCAAAUCAUGGCUGGACAGCUUCGGCGCCAUCCACUGCUCUGAACUCAUCGGUCAACCCUUUCACUUUUGGUCCCAGAUGAUCAUGAGCCUCACGCUGCUGAAAUAUCUUUCGACCCUCCGAGACCCCGAAUGGGACUGCCAAGCGGUGCGGAACGCAGUUCCGCUCAUCUCGACGAUUGACUCUAUGCUACAGAAGCUGGAUCAGAGCAGGCAGCAGCCAGAGCUUCAAUGCAACGACCAUUUACUCCAUUAUAUAUCCAAGCUGCUAACACGAUGCCGGCUGUGGGCGGAAGCCCGGUGGGACAUGACUUGUCCGAUGCAGGAAGCGAAUGUCCUUAGUGCGAGGAGCCCUGACGCAACUAGUCACAAUUCCUAUAUCCCUGAUCUGGAUCAGAUAGCCUGGAUGCAGUCGAUGGAUUUGGGAGAUGAUCAGUGGUUUGACGAGGUACUAAGUAUACCCACGGCAUUUGAUUAG